Messenger RNA from Lachancea mirantina, 237 nucleotides. The record is from the annotation of a GenBank genome assembly. Lineage: Eukaryota; Fungi; Ascomycota; Saccharomycetes; Saccharomycetales; Saccharomycetaceae.
AUGGCUUUUUUCCACGAUAACCCGGUGAUCAACGCUAUUCACCGGCUGCUAAGGCGGCCUGCGGACGCGGCCAUGUGGCUGUUCACGGCAAUGGUCGUCACAGGUACGGUGUACACGCUGGCGUGGCCGAACGUGAUUGGAGGCGGUGGACGUAAGCGGAGGCUAGGAGGAGCCUCAAGCGACGAGACGGAACCUACGCCAAGCGGAGGAGACGCGUCGAGCGCAGCGCGUGACUGA